UAAAAGGGAUGUAUUGUGCGCGACUGUUCAAGGUUUGUAGAGUCCGGGCUUUCUAGUAAACUGUUCUGGAAACGGAAUGUCAUAAUAUUACUGCACCCCGAGGCAAAGCUAAACGUCAGAAUUGUCCCUGGGCAGUAACACAACAAACGAAAUCUAUAAAACGGGAAAUUCGAAUCAUAAUGGUAGGAUACAGUGAGCAUACGAGGGAGUUAGUUCACGAAAACGUUAACGUACAAUUAUAAACACAAUUACAAUAAAAGAUGGGGAAAUCGCGAAAUAAGGUAAAAUCAAGUUAAAUGAUUACCCCAAAUCCAAAACAAUGAACACGCAUUACGUGCGAAAUAGCCAGAAGAUGGCGCUCGUGGUAUACCAUUUGGGCUGCACAGAUCUGGGUGACCGUGUUCCACGUACCAUUCUUAAAAUAGGCCAACUGCAGUAUUUGGGACCAACAGUACAGACAAUAACACACUGCGACUCUUAUUUGUUAACAGCCAUCGUGUUUAUAUUCAUUUUACGAACAUACAACGCAUGCAGUACAUCGUACAGGACAAAGAGUAGCCUAACAUAGCUUAUUUUUUUCUCCGAAUUAUAUUUUUUUUAAAGACAUGAUGUUUAUAUAACGUUGAAAACUAGAACCAGUUUCAUAUUUUUCAAGUGGGACAGAACCCAAAUGCAGUCUAAAAUAUGCACAAAUGGGAUCUUCCUACAUCACAUUGCUCAAAUAGAAUGUUAGCCAAUCGUAUACGAAGAGGGCGGAGUUACAUAUUUGACCAAGGAAAGUUCCGUGAACGCAGCGCAGCGUCCUUACGGCUCGGCAUUUCAGCACCACAGAGUGGACAGUGACCAUUCGAAAGCCCUCUGACAGACAAAGGCAAAACAUACUGUAAAUCAACUGCGUGCUCCAAGUUUAUAGGCAAGACUUCACAACACACGUCGUCCAGUUUAAACGUGUAAAAAAUGAUGGCAUGCGCGGAGAUUAUCACAAUGUGCCUACAGUCUGCCAAGCAGCAGCACCUGUAUUCCAAGAAAGAAGAACAGCUACUGCAGAGGAACCAGAUUCAAGGAAUUUCAAUUUUCCAGGACAUAUUUCGCCGUGCAGACAAAAAUGACGACGGAAAGCUCUCCUUCGACGAGUUCAAGAUGUACUUCGCCGACGGCAUCCUCAGCACCGAGGAGCUGGAGGAGCUGUUUCACUCCAUUGACAGGCACCAGACUAACAACUUGGACACAGAAAAAUUGUCUGAGUAUUUCUCUCAGCACUUGGGGGAGUACCUGAAUGUCCUCUCGGCUUUGGAAAAGCUCAACUUCGCCGUCCUGAAGGCUAUGGACAAGACAAAGGAGGAGUACCAGAGCGCCUCCGUGCUGGGCCAAUUCGUGACCCGUUUCCUCCUACGAGAAACCUCCAGCCAGCUGCACUCCCUUCAGGCAUCGAUAGAAUGCGCUAUGGAGGCAGUGGAGGAGCAGAGCUGCCCUGGCAGGUCUCUGUGUGUCUCCAGCAGGACCAGUGACAAGAAACCAGAGGACCUGAGAACUGCUCUGAGAGGCACCAAGAGGUGUGGCCGGCGGACCCCAAAGAACCUGUGCCUGUCCCCAACUGACCCCUACUCAGGCAUGCUCACUACAGGUGUCAGUGUGGAGCCGGACAAUCACUGGAACUCCCAGGUCAACAGGUUACAGCAGCUCAUCAACAAACUGGAGUGUCAGGGGCCCAGGCUGGAGCCACUCAGAGAGGACCCACUGGCCAGCACGUAUAAAUCAAACAUCCUCCUGGUCCAGAGGCAGAUGAUGGUUAUUGAGAAGGACCUGGAUCAGUUCCAGCAGGCUCUACAGGCUUACAGCGACGUCACCGUCAGCCAGAACGACAAUCUACACAUCUCCAUUCAGAAGCUUCCGGAAAAGUCUUGCUUCAUUAUGUAUGAGUUUUGGCAGGAUCGCAUCUCCUGGAUGAGCUACCUGCAGUCCAACGCCAGCAAGACCUUUCAGCGCUGCAUCAUCGACGUGCUGGAGGACCCAGAGAUUGUGUCCACCAUGCUGCUCCCAGCCUCCUGGUGGAUUAUGAACAACAACUGACAGCGAUAAUCCGUUAGAUGCACACCGACACCCCAGAGGACCAGAUAAAGCAGGAGUUUACGCCAGCUGCACAUCUUCCCUGAGCCAUUUACAGAAGAAGAGAGAGAAUCAAUUGCAGACAAGUACAGAAGCAUUUGGGCCUACCAGGACGUUAGCCAUAACUAUGUGUUCAUCUGAAAACGGAGAGUGGCAAUCAUUGUUUGACAUGCACAUACGCACAUGAAAAAAUACCUGGGUCCAAGUCAGAUGAGCAAAAAAACAAACGACAACAUUAAGAAAACACACAAAAUUAAUCCCGAGUAAAAGUAGCUUUUGUUUUUGGCAUGCUGUUUCAAUGGGAUAUGUGGCUGACAUGAGUCAGUAGUGUAGUUCCCCGUGGAACAAUCAUGUUAUUCCGCAUUGAGUCAUGCUGUUGAUAACUUUGCCAAGCACGACUGAAUUCUGCAUUAAUAAUGUUGACUGCAUUAUGGGGGUGUAACAGGAUCUUAAUUAUUUUUCCAGCACUUCAGUAAGACUGAGUUUUGUCUAAUUUGAAAUGUAUUCAUGAAUACCUACAAAAGCUGUCAAGACGAAAAUACCUUGUUAAGUGUUUGCAUGAAUUUCUCUGAUUUGCGAGUGUUUGUGUUUGAAUUACAUUGUUUAUUAGUUUGUAGGUGCAUCAUGGAAAAUUGUAAGUUUUGCUUGAAAAUCCCAGUGUUUUGUAAAUGCUUUUGAGUUCUGCACAUUAAAGGGAUUACCUGUAUGGUGAAUAAAGGAUAUUGGUUACGUACAACAUUAAUUUCCUUAAUUCAGAAUCACGCACACACAAAUAUAAUUUUACCACACUUUGACGAAAAUGUACAAUAUAGAAAAGGAGUACUGUCUAACUUGCUUGACCCUUCUUUUGUAAUUAAUGUUCAUCUAUGGUGACUAUUAGUUCUACUAAAGUGAAGUGUAUUUAUGUAUUGUACCGUCUUGCUAAUAUUAGUUUGUCUUCAAAGAAAAAAAUGCAGUUGCAUGCCAAUUGGUUGUAGGGCUUGAAGAUAAGGUGUGACAACAGCAAGCCAUUUUCAAUAACAAAUUAAAAAAAAAAAAAACAGCAACCAAUAGAAAAAUCCCAGUUGUCCCCACAAGCUUCGUUUUGCAGGACGGCACGGAUCAUCGCAGUGGGCCCUGUGUGCCGGCAUUAAAUAAUUGAUUGGAGCACAGUGUGGGACUGUUGACACAUGGCAUCACUGGAGUUACCUUCCUGUCAUGCGGUAAUUGUGGCUCGACUGUAGUAAUUUGCCUUCCCUGAUAACUGCUGAACAAGUCAUCAUUGCUGGAUUGUAAGACCAUCUCUAUACUUUCAUUGCUCCAGGAAGCGAAGGAAAUCAAAAUAAUUAUAGUAUUACAUUUUUUUAUUACAUUAGCCUAUUUCAUUAUGAGUUCAUUAUUUAUUUUAGCUGUUCUGUCAGCAUGACUGGCUAAUUAUUUUUUUCUGGUUGCUUGCAAAUUGUCAUUAAUCCAGUGGUAUCAGGAGAAACUGUUGCUGAGGAGCCAGGUGUUUCCCCAAAGCUUCCACUUGCAUUCAGGGCAAAGACAGUUGGCAGAAUACACAAUACAGAGAUAACAAUUGUUCACAGAAUAGAGAAUCCAAAGCUCCAAAUCAAUUUCCAUUAUUUUUGACUAUACAUGGAUACUGUGAAUUCUACUGAAAGAACACCAGUUUAUCAAAUCUAUAAAGGAGGCGGAUGUGAAUAUUUCACAAUAUCUAUUUAAUGACAUCCAGCUCAUGCUUAUCCAGCUAGACUUGGAACGCUGACAACUAAAGCUGGGGAGCCCAUUGACAAACAGCUAUUACACAUACAGUGAGGUCUGUAAGUAUUUGGACAGUGGUACUAUUUCAGUUUUGUUUGGCUCUCCAGCACAUUGUAUUUGAAAUGAAGCAACAAAUAUGAGAUUAAUGUGCCGAUUGUCAACAUUAAUUAGAGGUUAUUUACAUCUGUAUCUGGUGAUCCUUGUUUAUUUUGGUAAGCCUAUUGACUUUUUCUAAAAUUCCCCAACCUCCUCAUAGCUUCCUUGACUCAUUGGCGCAAACACCAAUAAUAAUAGACUCCAAAGCAAUCAAAUGCCUCAAACCAAGAUUAGACAUUGAAAGCUUUCUUAUACCUGCAAUAAGGAAGCCAUUGAAUACACCUGUCCAAUCACAAUCGGCUGAGAAGCCAACUGUCCAAUUACUUUUGGUCCCUUAAAAUGGGGUGACUAUGUAAAAGAAGUGAUGUAAUUCCCACAUAGAUCACCCAAUAUGGAUGUAAAUACCCUGAAAUUAAAUGUGAUAGUCUGCACUUUAAGCUCAUACUGUUUCAUUUCAAAUCCAAUGUGCCUAGCCAAACAACAGAAAUAGUACAACUGUCUUUUAGAAAUUGUUUUUGUGGAAGAGACGUGGUUUACUCCGAGACCUACUACUUGAAAGAAAAACCACAUUAUCAGCUUCCAAACUGGCUGUUGUUUUUUCAGUUAGUUUAGUCUUUUGUUGUUUUUGGUUUUUAACCACUAAAAAUGGGAAGUUAACUGGCAUGGAGAAGCAUGCUUACCUUGCCCCAGACUGGUAACAUGCUGAGUAUUGCUUCAGGAAAUAAACCCUUUUACCAUUAAAAAUUUAAACUACAUGCUUGUCCUGACCCUGCAGGUCAUUCUCCCUUUUGUGCCUGUCUGUUGGUAUCAAAUAUGUUAAUAAAAAACGCUUUGAGAAA
Molecule: messenger RNA, 4784 nt
Organism: Conger conger (European conger)
Lineage: Eukaryota; Metazoa; Chordata; Actinopteri; Anguilliformes; Congridae
Product: N-terminal EF-hand calcium-binding protein 1-like
Exons: 13
Coding region: 958-2070 (370 amino acids)
Biological process (GO): regulation of amyloid precursor protein biosynthetic process
Cellular component (GO): cytoplasm; endoplasmic reticulum; Golgi cis cisterna
Molecular function (GO): calcium ion binding
Source: RefSeq, a predicted model, not a curated record